Oldenlandia corymbosa var. corymbosa is the source of this 2726-nucleotide messenger RNA. The record is from the annotation of a GenBank genome assembly. NCBI's taxonomy places the organism in Eukaryota, Viridiplantae, Streptophyta, Magnoliopsida, Gentianales, Rubiaceae.
ACUGUACUCGGAAAUUGUACUUCCAACCAUUUUGUUCACAAACAUCAAGAAAUCGCGUGUUUACUGUAUACGCCCAUAAUCCAUAUCUUUUUUGCUAAAAAAUCUCUCUCAUUUUUCGACUUUAUUUUUGUAACUGUACCCUCCGUUCUAACCCAUAACCACACACACACACACCCAGCAUCUCUUUCAGCCACAAAAACGUAGAAAAAGAACCAUCUUUCAGCUUCUCUGCCUUUCUGCAAAGCCUAAUACCAUCAAAUUAUAACCCACCAAGUAUAAUUUACUAUCUGGGUUUGAAUGGAAAAGUUUUUUAAGAAGAACCCACAACUUCAAUUCAGGGAGUCAUUGAUGAAUAAAGUUUUCUCUUUGGGAAAAACCCAGUUUGUGGUGUAAAGGGAUGAUUUUGGAAGGAAUCAUUUCUGAAGAGUGAAAAGAUAGGAUUUUUUUGAAGGGCCAUUUUUUUCUUCUUUUUCUGAUGUUUAAAAGAAACAAUGUCACUGCUAGGAUUUUCCACCGCCAGAUUUGCACCCCUGCUCCUGGUACCAGUAUUUCCAGCGCCAGGCGAUUUUAUGAAAACAUAGUCCCUUGUCACACAAUAUAUGAUGUGGAUUGUCCUGACCAUUCCUUUCGUAAGUUCACAGAGGAUGGUCUGUAUCUGAUAAGUUUCAGUAGAAAUCAUCAGGAAGUAAUUGUUUAUCGACCAACAUGGCUGUCAUUUUCGUGUAAAGGAGAAUGUUCUGAUACUCAUACUCUUCCUCCAAAAGCUAAAAAGUUUGAAAGCUUCUUUACGCAACUCUACUCUGUCACUCUUGCUUCAAGCGGUGAGCUUAUAUGCAAAGAUUUCUUCCUUUACAUGGAGAGUAAUCAAUUUGGACUCUUUGCUACUUCAACCACAUCAAUUCAAGGUGCACCUGCUGUUGGAGAUGCAGUUCAAGGUGUCCCUUCAGUUGAAAAGAUAACUUUCCAUUUAUUAAGGUUGGAAGAUGGUGUUGUUCUUGACGAGAAGGUCUUCUGCAACGAUUAUGUCAACUUGGCACAUAGUAUGGGUGUUUUUAUGUAUGAUGAUUUACUGGCUGUUGUUUCACUUCGCUAUCAAAGGAUACACAUUCUCCAAAUCAGAGACUCAGGGAACCUUGUUGAUGUCAGGACAAUUGGUGAUUUUUGUCAUGAAGAUGAUGAGCUCUUCCUUCAUUCCAGUGUUCAGUCCAUGGUAGAUACUGAGAAAAGUAAAUUGCAUCAAGGGCCUGUUAAUCAUGCUUCAAACGGUCUGCAUCAUAGCCAACCUGCUACAGAAACUCGUUUCCUGAGUGGUUUAAAGCAGCGAUUACUUUCAUUCAUAUUUCAGGGUAUUUGGAAUGAAGAAAGUGACCCCUCAUUGAGAAUGCAAUGCCUGAAGAAGAAGUUUUAUUUCCACUUUCAAGAUUAUGUGGAUUUGAUAAUCUGGAAGGUGCAAUUUUUGGAUCGGCAUCACCUGCUGAUAAAAUUUGGCAGUGUUGAUGGUGGGGUCUCUCGAAAUGCUGAUAGCCAUCCUGCAUUCUUUGCCGUGUAUAACAUGGAGACAACUGAUAUAGUAGCAUUUUAUCAGAACUCUUCGGAAGAGCUCUGCACGUUGUUUGAACGGUUCUGUGACCACUUUCACGUGUCUGGAAAAAGUUCAUUGUAUAUGAGAUACAUAUCAACUCAUUCGAACAAUAUUCAUGCCCUUGAGCAAAUGAAGUCCAAUAAAACUAAAGCUAGCAGCGGAUCUCAGUUUGUGAAGAAGAUGCUUUCCUCUUUGCCUUUUAGUUGUCAGUCUCAGAGCCCUUCCCCCUACUUUGACCAAUCACUCUUUCGAUAUGAUGAAAAGCUGAUUUCGGCGACUGACCGACACAGACAAUUUACUGACCAUCCAAUCAAAUUCAUUUUAAGGAGGCAGCCCAAUAUCCUUAAGUUCAAAAUCAAACCUGGUACGUACUUAUUUUGGUUGAAGUUUUCAAGCUCAAGUAUAAGAGAAGUAAGAACAUAGUAUCCCUUUCUCCUUGUUUGAUUCAUUAUCAUUCAGAUUCCUGUUGUCAUUUUUAUUUUUAGGACCUGAAGCUGGUAACACAGAUAAUCGGACGAAAAAAUUUUGUUUGUUUCUUUUCCAUCCCUUCUUACCGCUCGCGCUUUCAAUUCAGCAAACUGUGUACUUGCAGCCGGCGGUUGUAAAUAUUCAUUUUCGCAGAUGAUUAUGUCCCAGUAGAUUUUUGUUCCUUCUAGACCUAGGUGGUUGUUUUAUAUCAUCAGAGGUAGGCUAAGAGGACAGUAUAAAUUUUGUAUGUCCUGUUGUAACCUUUUUACAACUGAAAUAUAGAAAAGAUACACACAAGUGGAGUUUGAUAGAGGUUUCACCGUAUAUCUGAGUUCUUUUAAAUGUACCUCUUUCUCCUUUUGUUUUGUUGCUUGUACCUUGUGACACACAUUUGGCUAUAUUUGUGUUUCCCAUCUCUAAGGUAAUUGCUUGUUCGUUCUCUUUCUUUUUGUGAGACGGGCGACAAAGGAGGACGAUGGCGGAUGUAUCUUGUUUUAUGAGAUUAUAUUUUUUUUUAUAUAACCGAUUCGUGCGAUGGAUAACACGUUAUUGAAAUUUUUUGUUUGUUUCCUUUUCUUGAUGAUAUUUUCAAAUUAAUAUAGUAAUAACUAUCCCAUCACAGUAUACUUUUUACAUUUUCGAUACACCUUUUUACAUUCUCAAUACAAAAAGCACC